Melanotaenia boesemani (Boeseman's rainbowfish) is the source of this 1867-nucleotide messenger RNA. RefSeq lists its product as uncharacterized. Gene Ontology annotation, molecular function: protein binding; guanyl-nucleotide exchange factor activity. The transcript is spliced from 6 exons. Gene Ontology annotation, biological process: positive regulation of GTPase activity. Gene Ontology annotation, cellular component: cytosol. The coding region runs from base 146 to 1069 and encodes 307 amino acids. NCBI's taxonomy places the organism in Eukaryota, Metazoa, Chordata, Actinopteri, Atheriniformes, Melanotaeniidae. The record is from RefSeq and is a predicted model, not a curated record.
CAGAGGGCCAGCCAGAGCACAAGGAGGUGAAGCAAGACAGACGUGAGCACGAAGAAGACUUUUAUUCAGCACAAAACAACUUGAAAGGAGAUGUCAACCUGAGAGUUUCACCACCUGUGGAUCAGAGACGGCAGGACGGGGCAGUAUGGGGCACCCUAAUGUGCCUCUCACAUACAAACAUGCACGGACUCACAAAGAUAAACACAUAACCAGUCGACUGCAACCCUACACACCAAACGACAAUCUGAACAAUGCACUAGGUGCUAUCAGAGUACUUGGCAUGGAGCUGAUUGAAGAUGAGCUGAAACCCCACCUCAACACAGUGCUGGCUAACAUUAAGGAGAGGAAAAAAGGCGCUGCUGAGCAGGUAGUAAUCAGCGGCAUCCUGCCGAUCCUGGCCUUGUCUCUGAGGAAAAGGGGGCCUCUGACUCUGCUGACUGCAAAACUGGUGGCUGAGCUUGCCAAGGAAUCCGUGGUUCGCAAAGGUUUCGGGGAUGCAGGCUUGGUUACGGCUCUGCUUUCUGUGCUGACCAGUACAAAUGAAGAGCUGCUCAUUUACGCCGCGAGAGCCAUCUCACGCAUGUCUUAUGACAGCUCUAAGCAGCAGGAACUGUUACUACGGCGAGGUGCGGUGCCUCGUCUUGUUGCCAUUCUCCUUCGAUUUCCUGAUAGAGAAUUCCUGGAGGAGGUGUGCCUUCAGGCCCUCUGUAACCUUAGUGGCAUGGCAGUGGCAGAGGAGGCUGGAAUGAUCUGGGAGAGAGGAGCGUCCGUGAGGCCUGGGGAGUCCGUGUUUCAUGGCGUUUCUCCUCACACGUGUGGUUUUGCCUCUUCCGUAACUCUGGUUCGUGUGUCUCAGUGGGGUCCGGGUCAGUAUGUGGUCAGCAUCGAGGACUUCCAGCGCUGCUCCUCUUCUUUCUGGAACCUUCACGGGAACAAACGGGCCACACGUUGGUUCCCAUUCUUCAGUUUGGGCAGCUGUUCAAAUUUUUUGAAGGUGAUCAAGUUCUCUACGAGGAACGUUCCUCGGACAAAGAGUCUGAAGACCAGAGUGUUCCACACAUUCUUGUGAUGGCUUAAAAGCGGUAAACAUGGUGGCCAAAACUAACUGAACUUAAAAUUAAAUAAAAAAAAAAUAAAUAAAAAAAAAGCAACUGCUUUAAUGACGGGCUUCAUCAACCGCAGAAGUCAGACGUUUGGGAUCAGCAUUACAAACACUGUUCCUGUACAACCAUUCGGAAAACCAGUCAAGUCUCUUUAGUAAACAAGUUGGUCAGUCUUAGCAAUACCUACGUGUUGGUUGCAACAAAUGCAACAAACACACUAGUCAUUAUGUUCUCAAAGUUAACAAAGAACAGGUGGAUCGUACUAUAUGAGUGACUGAUUUAAUGACAUGCGAGUAGUCAGGAAUGCUAAUAAAAUAUUACUGCAGUUUUCUCACCGUGUGUCUGAAAUAUGAUCUUCCAGUCAGAAUUUCCCAGUGGCAACUCAAAUAUUCUGGCUUUCCAGUUAAUGUGAAAUGCAUAAAUGUCUCUUUACAAUUCCUGUUUCCAUUUCCGUUUGUUAGUCAAAUUUAAAGUUUACAGAAAUCAGGCAGUUUUGCUAAGAAAAAAAGGGCUUUCACUUCCACAUGUUUAUGGUAAAAUAUUCAGUAACAGUUUAGAACAAAAUAUGGUUCAUCUAGUGGGAAAAUGACAACUACAAAUAAAAGAAAAUCACAGAAAAAUCGGUAUUUAAAUAUGAUGUAAUAAUGAUGCACAUCCCAGCAAUUUGUUCACAAGUGCUUGAAAUAUUGAGAAUGUUUUUUCUACAGCACAUAGAUUUAAUUUUUAAUUAUGGCCUCAUUUAAUGUUUCUCUAUAUUGAAAUCA